Molecule: messenger RNA, 2702 nt
Organism: Cryptotermes secundus
Lineage: Eukaryota; Metazoa; Arthropoda; Insecta; Blattodea; Kalotermitidae
Gene: Fer1
Product: pancreas transcription factor 1 subunit alpha
Exons: 3
Coding region: 1394-2113 (239 amino acids)
Biological process (GO): regulation of transcription by RNA polymerase II; developmental process
Molecular function (GO): RNA polymerase II transcription regulatory region sequence-specific DNA binding; DNA-binding transcription factor activity, RNA polymerase II-specific; protein dimerization activity
Source: RefSeq, a predicted model, not a curated record
UGGUGACCAUGUGUUACAUAUUGUUCCUACACGUGUGAGAGAAGACUGUUAUGUGCACAGACGAUUUAGUGGGUUGUGAUGAGACAUUAAUCUGUGCAGCACGUGCCACAUUCUUGUACAGUGCAGGAAAUCCAACAGGCAGUAAUACAACAACCUCAAGGUGCAUAUGUGAAGGGUUGUUGUGGAAGAAAGUGGUUAUCAAGUGAACAGAAUAAUAUUAAAUAUUUUUGGCAACAGGAAACAACUGAAGAGGCUUCAAUUACAGUACAAUAUAUGAAAACACAGUUUUUGACAAAAGAAAAGAAUUUACCUGUUGGCCUUUAAUGAAUUACAUCAGUAUAAACCCAACCGAACCGAUGCCAUGACCUGUCCGAACAGUCAUACAGAAUUAAGAACGAUCCAACUGGCUGCUGUAUAAUUUUGGGUUUACAUUAUCUAGCUGGAUUUUAUUUCUUUAUUAAUGUAAGAAUACUUGCGUUAUAUUUAGUUUCAGAACUGUUAUGAAAUAACAAUGCUGGAAAUUCGCCACAAAUAAAUACAGAAAUACCCAGCCUUUAUCGCGAUAUUUAACUAGUAGAGAAAAUAUAUUAAUUCUUACGUCAUUUCACUUCAUUUGCUAAUACUUACGUAGCAUUUUUGAUCUUUAUAUUUGCAGUGCGUAUAAACCACGACGAGUAAAAUAGCCAGUAAUUUAAGUAAUACUUAAGAAUUUACGUUUGCUUCAGUUGCCUUUCAGUGUAAGUAACUAGACAGCACAAGCUAGAGUGACAAGAAUAGUGACACAGCAGGAUUGAACAGCAGAGCUAUCGUAUGGAAGUAUGAAGUCUGUACGUAUUUUGAACGUUCUUAGCAGAGGAAAAGCUGAGAACAAGUAAAGGUACUAGAACAGGUCUCAGUUGGUCACCAAUUAAAAUGGAAUUCUUGGGAUUAAUUACAAGAAUGUUCGCAAAUUUAAUCUCCCAUUAAACUAAAAGAAGAGUUCAACAAUUCUUUACAUAAGGAAAAUACCUAAGAACAUUUAAGUUAAAUUUCCAUACGUCAUAUCAGAUUGAUAUGAAAUAGUCAAUAAACAUCAUGCCGAAUUCAAAUGUACAAAUAUAAAAUUAAAUUUCCGAAAAUUUUAUUAAGGAAUUAAUGACAUACCACCUAAGAUUGUUACUGUUAAAAGAAAGUGACAGGAAAUGUCGUCCUAAGCUCGAAGAAUUUCAAAUCGGAGGUCAGUCAUACAGAACAUAGGACAGCCUGUACACAAUCCCUGGUGUAGUCCACUUAUAUUGACAUUCAGAAAUUUUCCGCAGAUGUUUACUGAAUCUCGAGAGAGGGAGUUGUACAUGUUCAGAUCCCUUUGAAGCUUUUAGCGAGCUGUAAAGUGUCGCCCAAGACGGCCAACGCCAUGUUUGGCAUGGACAAUCUAGACUUGGAAGCCGUUAACAGGCAGUUCCUGCUGGAGGCGCAAGGAUACAUCGGGGGCGGCGGCGGCGGUGGGGGUGGCAGCGGAGCUAGCAGCACCAACAGCAGUGCCGCCGAUCUAUACCUCUACGACGACUCGAGUAGCUCCGCUGGAUCCACCUACUCUUACGGCAGUGACCAAGAAAACAGUAACGCCACUGCGUCCUCUGCCGCCUCCAGGGGCAGACACCGCCUCCACAGAAGACGGAGCAAGUGUCCGCAACAGCAGGUGCAACAACGUCAGGCCGCCAAUCUGAGGGAGCGGAAACGGAUGCAGAGCAUCAACGACGCCUUCGAGGGGCUACGCUCACACAUACCAACACUCCCAUACGAGAAGCGUCUUUCCAAGGUGGACACACUGAAGCUUGCAAUCGGCUACAUAAACUUCUUAAGCGACAUAGUGACCAGCGACCGCAACGCGUCUCAGGGAGUCGGUGGGACGCAGGGAUCGCAUGGCAUCCACCAACCGCCCCGCGAGGAGCCUAAGAAAAUCAUCCUCAGAGGGGGCUACGGGUCCCCGUUCACGGCGCACUCCUUGUCCUGGUCCAGCAACAAGGAGAACGGCUGUAAUGGUAUCAUGUUCGCCAAGGUGUGGACACCCGAGGACCCUCGCUCCAAUAAGGGUAUGGCCCACAACGGGCCCACCUUCUCUCUCGACAGCUAAAUGACUUUCCUCGCGCCAUUCUUCUCGAGAAAUCUGAAAGUACAGCAUCCAAUGGAGCCGUGGUUUCAAGACACACUGUGUACCAAUGUACUGGCCACAUACUGAAAUCUGUGAUCUCAUAUUCGCGUUGGAUAACUGAAAGUGAGUGGCCUACAAAAAUUCCAAACGUUCCAGAAACCUAAGCAAAGAAUCGGCUAUUUGAUAAGGGUGAUAAUUGACAAAGAGUAUGGGAACUUAAAAACAAAAAGUAUUAUUGACAAUCGAAAUUUAUAUUCAUGUUGUGGUCUUCUGGAAUACGAAACAAUGUUGCAGCCGGUUUCCAUACGGUAUCAUAAACCAGAAGACCACAAUUUGAAUCUUGACUGUCGUGAGAUUCUUUGAUCUCACAUAUUCUGUUUAAGUGAAACUGGAGACGAGACUCCCUUGAAAGGAAAUGGCCAAAGCAGCGUUCUUAUCUCUGUUAAGGUAGCAACAAGAAAUGGCAACUUCCGGUGCUUUCACACUUCGAGUGCACCCACUCACCGGCAGAACUAAAUGGAACACCUUUUAGUUACGGCCACAAGAAAAUGAAUACUUAGCCUGUUUAAGA